Rhopalosiphum padi (bird cherry-oat aphid) is the source of this 2195-nucleotide messenger RNA. It is a transcript of the gene Rap2l, whose product is annotated as ras-related protein Rap-2c. The coding region runs from base 900 to 1445 and encodes 181 amino acids. The transcript is spliced from 3 exons. Gene Ontology annotation, molecular function: GTPase activity; GTP binding; GDP binding. NCBI's taxonomy places the organism in Eukaryota, Metazoa, Arthropoda, Insecta, Hemiptera, Aphididae. Gene Ontology annotation, biological process: Rap protein signal transduction; negative regulation of cell migration. Gene Ontology annotation, cellular component: plasma membrane. The record is from RefSeq and is a predicted model, not a curated record.
UAGCGCGUAGUACUAAUAAUAUAAUAUAAUAUUAUAUUCGCUUUCAAACGUAGCUACUGAUCGUUCGCUCGUCGCUCGUGACGUGCAGCUCCCGACGACUACCGCUCCGAUUAGCACGCGAUAAAAUGUUAAAAACGACAAACAGGACUCGAGGACGGUCUGUCAGUUAUUAGUCAUUUACUACUUACUCAAAAAUACUCGAUCGACGAAUUCGCGAAGUGAAUACGAUAAUUUGUUAAUAUUAUUUCAAACGUCGAACUAUUAUAAUAAUACAUCGUAUGCGUAGGAGUGUAGGACGAUCGACAGACCGAUGGAAAAAUUAUACAUACUUCGUCUUUUUACGGUUUGACACGCAAACGAUUUGGUGAAUGGUGACGUUCGUUGUUUUGAGUGUGAAUAUUUUUUUUUCAAUUAUAUUACAAUUUGUAAAAUUAAAUAUUGCCGAUCGUCGGUGGAACUGAAAAUAUAAAAUAAAAUUACAAGGCGAAAAAAAUAAUCUUCUUUUGUGCGGUCGGGAAAUGCACGGACACAACCUUGGCGCCACUGUAGGCAACUCGCACUCGCACACACACGCGAUAAAACUGGGCGUGUGUGCGUGAAUGCGAACGCGAUUGUUGUGAGUGUGUGCGUAAUCGUCGUUUCAUUGUGCUGUGCUGCUGCUGGUGCUGGUGCUGGUGCUGCUGCUGCUGCUGCUUUUCCUGUCGUCGUUGUUGUCGCUGUAAGUCUCAUAUGUUUACAAUCUGAUCGAUAUCAAAUUUCCAUAUAAUUUAUCAACCCCCGGCGAACGGUACGUCAACGCCGUGUCGAUAUGUCCUUAACUGCCUACACCGCCAGUGACCGGUCAUAGCGAUCGUCCGUAUGCGCACAGUGGUUGCCCUACAGUUGGCCAUUCAACAACAAUGCGCGAGUUCAAAGUGGUCGUGCUGGGCUCGGGCGGCGUGGGCAAGAGUGCUUUGACCGUGCAAUUUGUGUCUGGCCGGUUCAUGGAGAAGUACGACCCAACUAUAGAGGACUUCUACAGGAAGGAGAUUGAAGUCGACAGUUCACCUUGCGUAUUAGAAAUACUAGACACAGCCGGCACCGAACAGUUUGCCAGUAUGCGCGACUUGUACAUAAAGAACGGACAGGGUUUUGUUGUCGUGUACAGCCUGACUAACCAUCAGACCUUCCAGGACAUAAAACCCAUGAAGGAGCUCAUCACUAGGGUGAAAGGGUCAGAGCGGGUGCCCAUAUUGCUGGUGGCAAACAAAAUCGAUUUGGAACAUCAACGCGAGGUUCCAACGAUUGAGGGAAACACUCUGGCCCAGAUCUGGGGCUGUCCGUUUGUCGAGGCAAGUGCCAAGAACCGUACCAAUGUCAAUGAAGUAUUUGCAGAGAUUGUGCGUGAAAUGAAUUUCAGCAAUGACAAAGAGAAGAAGAGUUAUUGUUGCUGUACAGUUCUAUAAGCCAUAUUAUUUAGAAUUUUGUGUUUUGUGUGCAUCAAUCAAUGUCAAAUGUUGCUGGUGAUUUCAAUUUUUAUCAGAAAUACGUCAAAAUUCAUAUUCAAUAGUAUUGGUGUCAGAAACUGUUCUCACUACAAUUAUUUACAUAUCCAGCUUUAAAAAGGGUACGUUUUCUAAAGACUGUCGACGAUAUUGAUAAUAUACAUAAUAAUACAAAUUAUUAACAAACAGAUUUUUUUAUAAAUCCACCUAUCGCAUGUGGCACACUACUGUAAGUGCCAUUUAAUGUUAAAAUAUUAUAUAAAGAUAGAAUAUGUUUUUUUUAAUUUAAUUUUAUUAUUUAACUAGUGUUAAAUAUUUUUUCUGUAAUGUAUACAUUUUUUUUUUGUUAUAUCGAAAUGCAGGUUUAUUGAUACAAAAUGUUUAAGGCAGGAAUGAGAUAAUAACUUAUAUUAUAGCGUGUAUUCCUAUAUUAUGAAAUAUAAAAGGGAAUAGGCGGAAUAAUAAUAAUAAUAACGGCCUAAUUAUUGUAUAUUGUUUUUAAAACUUAUUAUUUUGUAACACAUAUUUUUUAUACUUUUUAUACUUAAAGAAAAAAAAUAUAUACAAAAAUAUAAUAGUCAAUGGAACAAUUUUAGAUUAAGAGAUAACGGAGUUGGAGUGUAUUCAUCCGUGUAAAUAAUAACUUAUGGAUCUAGGCAUUUUUAACAAUUUGUCUUGUUUUCGAUUGAUAAUAUAUUUUUUUUUAGCGCA